AAUACAAGUCUCCGCCGCCGCCGCCGGUUCACCCAUCACCUCCCCCAUAUAAGUACACAUCUCCCCCUCCUCCUCACUACCUCUAAGCCAAAUAAGGGGUGGAAGAAAAUUGAAGGGAGUAUGAAGAGAAAGUGAUAGUGGUUAAUUAAGAUGAAUCAUCAAAAAAUGUGAAACAUGCAGUUCACCUUUUUUGUUUGUGAAGGUGGAGACAGUAUUUGCAUGAAGAAGAUGAUCUAAGUUAUAAGUUGGUUUUGUAUGGUAUUUUGUAUUUUUGCAUUUUCCUACUAGUUUAUGCAUGAUAAUAUGUGUGUGAUAAAAAAAAAUAUAUUAUUGGUAAUAAUAUAUAGUAGUAUUCCAUAUAAUAAUAGUGGUUGUAUGUGUCACAUGUUUUCUGAAAUUAUUGUAACAAUAUAUGAUGAUGAUGAUCUCAGAGGAAACAAAACAUUGCCGAUGAGAUCCAUGAAUAAAAUUGCCCCAUCUGUUUUUGUAGUUUAUUGAUUUAAUAAUAACUAGUGGGAGGAAUAAUGUCCAGUAAUGAUGGACAUUUACUUGAAUAAUGACUAAUUGAUAAUGAACAAAAGUCCUACAUUGAGAAAUAAAAACAUAUGGUCCUAGGAAAGUCAUUAUGUUUUAGUCCUAAGAUAAAUUUCUCUCAAAAGAUUAACUCUAUCUAUGGAAUGAACGCCAUAGCUGACCAAGUCCACUAUCCCCCCGUACUAAAAUAAACACUACUGGCUCAUUGGAAGCUGAAGAAGAUGAACAGUAAUGUGCCGUUAAUGGCCGCGGCUCUGUUGAUUAUUGGGUUAUUGGCAACGAAAACGGCGAAGGCGGCGACAACUCAAAUAGCUUUGCCCGGCUGCCCCGAGAAGUGCGGAGAUGUCGAGAUCCCCUACCCGUUCGGCGUCGGCGACGAGAAAUGUUUCUUGGACGCCGGAUUCAAACUCACCUGCGACGGAGAUUCGAAGCUCUGGACAACCCAGUUCCGGAACGAAGAAACCCCGACCACUCAAUCUCAAAUUUCCCGAAUCGACCCUGUGAAGGGGACGAUGGAGAUCUUGAUGCCAGUGUCCCGCCUCUGUUUCCACCCAAUAUGCAGAACGGUGGCCGAUAGGCAGCCUCUGCUGGGAGUGGAGCCGCCGACUUUCAGCGUCUCCGGCGACGAAAACAAGUUCUUCGCCGUCGGCUGCAACACGUACGCCAUUCUGUACGGCAGCGAAUUCAGCAACGGCUCUAUCAGUCCCAUGGACAGAGACGGGUACUGGACCGGGUGCACUACCAUAUGCGGCGACGAAAUCGCCGAUCACAUCACUGAAUGCUCCGGGAUCGGGUGCUGCAGUAUCACUGUUCCGGCGGGGAUGAGGAGAAUCCAAACACGCGCCCUCAGUUUCGGGGAACAGACGGGGGGCUAUAACAACAGCUGUAGCUACGGUUUUGUGGCCAAAAAUGGGUGGUUCAGAGCAAGGGCUAACGAUAAGAAUCUGCGUUUUAACUCGUCGGUUUUGGUCAUAGAUUGGGCGGUGGGGAAGGAGAACCAGACGUGUGGCAGCGAUCGUCGCAAUAUUUGCCACCGCCGCCGCAAGAAUACGGUGUGCGUCGACACCAAGACCAGAUCUGGGUACCGAUGUAGAUGCAGAGAUGGUUAUGAAGGAAAUCCAUACCUCCCUAGUGGUUGCCAAAGGAAGGGAGCUGAUGUGUGAUUAUUAUCAAUUGAUGUUUCAAUGUCAAGUUCCCACAUUGUUAACCGUGGAGACUCAUUCAUUUUUAGUGGCGAUUACUCUACUGUAAAGAACAUUAAUUUGAUUUUGGUGGUGAUUGCUCUGGUGUAAAGAACAUGAAUUUGAUUUUUAUGUCAUUGAUGAGGAGCUGGGAAAGAUGAUGAUGGAUUAUUCUCUUUGUUUUACUUCUUGUUGUAUUGAAUUAUAAUAUUAUAUCGUUGAUGUGUAGUAACGGUUUUGAUUUUAAAUAUCCAUUCUUUAAAAAAUAAAAGACACUUCAAUUU
Cuscuta campestris is the source of this 1999-nucleotide messenger RNA. The record is from the annotation of a GenBank genome assembly. NCBI's taxonomy places the organism in Eukaryota, Viridiplantae, Streptophyta, Magnoliopsida, Solanales, Convolvulaceae.